AUGGAGCUGUUAGUAUCCAAAGGAGAUUAUAUGAGAUAUUUCAGAAGAUCUUUAUUGCUAGUUUUAGCAUGUGUAAUAGUUUUUGUGUGCACUGAUCAGGACUACUAUAGUUUACUUGGAGUAUCCAAAGAAGCAAGUAGUAGAGAAAUACGACAAGCGUUCAAAAAACUGGCGUUAAAGUUGCACCCUGAUAAAAAUCAGAAUGAUCCAAAUGCACAUGAAAACUUUUUGAAAAUAAAUAGAGCCUAUGAAGUACUUAAAGAUGAAGAUCUACGGAAGAAGUAUGAUAAAUAUGGAGAGAAAGGUCUUGAAGAUCAGCAGCAAGGAGGUCGUUAUGAAAGCUGGCACUUUUAUCGCUAUGAUUUUGGUAUUUAUGAUGAUGAUCCUGAAAUUAUAACAUUGGAUAGAGGAGAAUUUGAUGCUGCUGUUAACUCAGGAGAGCUGUGGUUUGUGAAUUUUUAUUCUCCUCGAUGCUCCCACUGCCAUGAGUUAGCACCUACGUGGAGGGAGUUUGCUAAGGAGAUGGAUGGAAUAAUACGCAUUGGAGCUGUCAACUGUGGAGAUAAUAGAAUGCUUUGUCGAAUUAAAGGGAUUAACAGCUAUCCCAGUCUGUAUGUUUUCAAAACUGGAAUGCAACCAGUGAAAUAUUAUGGAGAUAGGUCAAAAGAGAGCUUAAAGAACUUUGCCAUGCAGUAUGUUACAAGCACAGUCACUGAGUUAUGGGCAGGAAACUUUGUUAAUGCCAUUGAAACUUCAUUUGCUUAUGGUGUUGGUUGGCUGAUCACCUUCUGUGCUGAACGUGGCGAUUGCUUGAGUUACCAAACACGCCUUAAGCUAGCUGGCAUGUUGGAAGGGUUUUAAAAAAAAGUAGGCUGGAUGGACUGUGGCACCCAGGGUGAGCUUUGUGAUAAUUUAGAUAUCUCAUCUAGUACUACAGCAUACUUUCCACCUGGAGCCACCAUAAAUAACAAAGAGAAAGGAGGUGUUUUGUUUCUUAACUCCUUGGAUGCCAGAGAAAUAUAUCAGGAAGUAAUGCAGCAUCUGCCAGACUAUGAAAUUAUCUCUGCAGCAUCAUUAGAGGACCGUCUGGCUCAUCACCGAUGGCUGCUUUUCUUCCAGUUUGGGGAGAGUGAUAAAUCAAAUGUACAGGAAUUUAAGAAACUUAAAUUUUUGCUUAAAGAUGAACAUAUUCAGGUUGGCAAGUUUGACUGUCUUUCCUCACCGACCAUCUGCAACAAACUAUAUGUCUAUCAGCCUUGUUUAGCAGUCUUCAAAGGAAAAGGAACUGGAGAUUAUGAAAUUCAUCAUGGAAAGAAGAUCUUAUAUGACAUUGUUGCAUUUGCUAAAGAAAGUGUCAACUCUCAUGUUACCACACUGGGACCUCAGAAUUUUCCUGACAAAGAGAAGGAACCAUGGCUUGUGGAUUUCUUUGCACCGUGGUGUCCUCCUUGUCGAGCUUUGUUACCAGAGCUGAGAAAAGCAUCAAAACAUCUUUAUGGUCAGCUUAAAUUUGGAACAUUAGACUGUACCAUCCAUGAAGGGCUUUGCAACAUGCACAACAUUCGAGCUUAUCCAACAACAGUUGUGUUCAAUCAGUCUGAUGUUCACGAAUAUGAAGGACAUCACUCUGCUGAGCAGAUCUUGGAGUUUAUAGAGGAUCUUAGGAAUCCAUCGGUGGUCUCCCUAACACCAGAGACAUUUGUUGAAUUAGUUCAGAGAAGAAAACGAGAGGAAAUCUGGAUGGUUGACUUCUAUGCUCCGUGGUGUGGACCUUGCCAGGCUUUAAUGCCGGAAUGGAAAAAAAUGGCCAGGAUGUUAAAUGGAUUAAUCAGCGUAGGCAGUGUGGAUUGCCAAAAAUAUUAUUCUUUCUGUCACCAAGAAAGUGUUCGGGGAUAUCCUGAAAUAAGACUCUUUCCUCAAAGAUCGAACACGGCUCAUCAAUAUUAUAGCUACAAUGGAUGGCACAGAGAUUCAUAUUCACUGAGAGGCUGGGCACUGGGAUAUUUACCACAAGUGUCCAUAGACCUGACUCCUCAAAGUUUCACAGAAAAAGUUCUGAAUGGAAAAGAUCACUGGGUUAUUGAUUUUUAUGCUCCUUGGUGUGGACCUUGCCAAAAUUUUGCUCCUGAAUUUGAAAUCCUUGCAAGGACCAUUAAAGGAAAAGUAAAAGCUGGAAAAGUAGAUUGUCAGGCGUAUGCUCAGACCUGUCAAACUGCUGAUAUCAGAGCCUACCCUACUGUUAAGUUUUACCCCUACCAAGGAACAAAGAAAAAUGUUCUUGGCGAAUAUAUAGACAGCACAGAUGCAAAAGGUAUUGCUGACCUUUUGAAUGAAAAACUAGAAGCAAUUCAAAAUAAAGGAAAAAGAAAAAAAUCUAGAAAUAAGGAUGAACUCUAAGUGGUAUGGGAGGUAGAUACGAUUCAAAAUAUUCUGAAGCUGUGACUAUAGAAGACACCAUGAGGAAAAUAUAAGGCUGAUCAACGUUCAUGGCAGGACAAAAGAGAUAAAAAACUAGUUUGAGCUCACGGGCAUAUGUGACUGUAUGAAUUCUGUUAAACUGUCGGCAGAUGAACUCAUUUUGGUUCAGGUGGAGGCAUUCACUGUUUCUGCAAAUGAAUUCUGCAUGUCCCUCUUCUGAUAUACCCACUACCUUCUUCCUCAUCAAACAUUGGAGUUGACCAAACUGUGGACUGUAUCACUUUUGCCUACCCAUUUACUAGCUCCUUAUAUUUUUGUCUCUUUUCAAACACUUUUUGAAUGUGGCACUCAGCCUAUGGCUGAAUAUGCACUCAAAUCACUCUGCAAUGCAGAAACACAAUGAGAGAUUGUCUAUUUGAAAGACAAACAGUUUUACCUGAUGAUUAUUCUGCUUUGGAGUUGUGUUAUUGUCUACUCA
Molecule: messenger RNA, 2896 nt
Organism: Pterocles gutturalis (yellow-throated sandgrouse)
Lineage: Eukaryota; Metazoa; Chordata; Aves; Pterocliformes; Pteroclidae
Gene: DNAJC10
Product: DnaJ (Hsp40) homolog, subfamily C, member 10
Exons: 22
Biological process (GO): protein folding in endoplasmic reticulum
Cellular component (GO): endoplasmic reticulum
Molecular function (GO): disulfide oxidoreductase activity
Source: RefSeq, a predicted model, not a curated record